UCUUCACAGAAGAAGGGAUAUGGAUGACCGUGAAGGUCGUUAUCCUUUACACGCUGCAUGUGCAAAGGGGGACGCUGCACUCGUUAAUGAUUUGAUUCAUGCGGGUCACCAAGUGAACGAGACCAAUUUCGACCUGGUCCAACCCCUACACGAGGCCUGUUUUCGGGGGAGUAUAGAGUGCGUUCAACAGCUUUUAAAUGCGGGAGCACAGGUUAAUGGACGCAACAUCGACGGAGCCACGCCCCUUAGUGACGCAUGUUCGUCCGGGAGCGUCGAGUGUGUAAAAAUGUUACUUACCAACGGAGCUGAUGUGAACCCGCAACUAUUGCUGUCAUCACCGCUUCAUGAGGCAGUCUUGCGAGACAAAUGGGAGUGUGCCAGUUUGCUGGUGGAUGCGGGUGCAAACCUCAACCACACCGACUGUCAUUUCGGAACUCCUCUACACGCGGCUGUGUUCAAAGGCAGCAUCAACUCAGCGAAGGUUUUGCUUAAAGCAGGCUGCAAUGUGAACUCCAUCAAGAUACUAAGUACCCCUCUCCACACCGCCGCACGCCAACAAGAUUACAACAUUGCCCUACUGUUGUUGAUGUUCGGAGCAGAUCCCACAAUGAAGGACAACUAUGACCGGCGGGCAAUCGACGUCGUCCCUAGCGCUACAUGCAGAGUAAAACAGUUAUUGGCUUUCUGGGAAAAUCAGCCAAGAGAACUAAAGUUUUUGUGUAGGCAAAUUGUUCGAAGGCAUGUUGGCGCGGGGCGAAUUCAAGACUUGCACAAACUACAGUUACCGUUAUCCUUAAUAGACUAUCUUCAAUAUUCACAUAUAAUAACUUGAACAUGGACAACAGCUUUAUGUACAAGCUAGUAUUCACUGUUAAUUAUUUGUUUUGAAAAAAGCGCUAUAAAGCCA
Messenger RNA from Mya arenaria, 907 nucleotides. RefSeq names its product ankyrin repeat and SOCS box protein 13-like. Bases 20 to 832 code for a protein of 270 amino acids. The record is from RefSeq and is a predicted model, not a curated record. NCBI's taxonomy places the organism in Eukaryota, Metazoa, Mollusca, Bivalvia, Myida, Myidae. The transcript has 6 exons. Gene Ontology annotation, molecular function: protein binding. Gene Ontology annotation, biological process: protein ubiquitination; positive regulation of protein catabolic process; intracellular signal transduction.